UAUGUACAUUUUUAUUUAUUUUAUUUAUUUAAAACAAUGCACUUACCCAUCUGCUGUAGUGUGUUUCUGGUAUUUAUGUAUUUUUUUUAUGGUACCACUAUUUGUAUAGUCUUUCUUUAAUUGGUUCCACCAAUCUAUUGCCAUUUGCAAGUCGCUUUCAUAAAAGCAUCUGAUAAAUGAAUGAAUGUAAACUUAGAAUAUUCAUAAUAUUUGACAACUAUAGCACUAGCAUGCCUGAAAACAUCUUCACAGUUCACCUUCAUUGUACAGAUGGAGAACAGAAUUUAUGUAAAUGUUGGCCUAUAUUGUAUAUAUCUGAAAAACAAAAUCACUGCUUUGCAUAUUAAUUAGUCGUUUGACUGAAAACUUCAACGUUACUGACAAAUAACCCUGUAGUGGUCAAGAGGGGGAAACUUUUUAAAGUGAAGUGUCAUUAUCACGGAAAUAGAUAGGCUCCUAUAACUUCACCACUAGAUGGCUAUAAACUUGCAGAUCCCGUUUUACCUGUAUUUCCAGACAAAGUAUGUACAAUACAAUAAGUAUAUAAGCAUGUAAUAUAUCUAUUGAAAUACAAUAAUAACGCUAUUGUUAAAAAACUAAACUAUAAACUGUGUAUAUAAAAACACGAAACAAAUAUCAAACAUAAAAAUCUCAGGUGCAGACAAAUCCUCCUCAGCUGCCCGAGGUCGUCUCCAUGGGAACCAAUAUGAAAAACACAAACUCAAACACAAAGGAAGAGUUAUUGCGCGAGCCGAUUUGUAAUUGGAAAACUGUUGAAACGGCUUGUGGUCAGAAAGGACAAAUAAAAGUUCUUGUUUUAAUUUAAGCACAUUUUGAAGGCUGAAACCGCUGCGAGUAAAUGUAUCUGGGAUGUCGGCCACAAUUAACCCGCUAGCAAAUCCUAAAGGAGUAAAGAAGCUGUGCGAACUUUGCCAGAAACCUGCUAAACUUCAGUGCACAAAAUGCCUGGUCACAUUUUACUGUAACUCUGACCACCAGCAAACUGACUGGACCAGUAUUCAUGGGAAAGUCUGUCCGUUGCUGGUAUCUAUCCACACACCUGCACCAUUCAGCACACUGCAGUCUGACCGAGAGCACCACCACAAAGAAACACUGAAGAAACAGAAACAUCUAGUAGAGAUUGCUCAUUUGGAGUCGCAGAGGUGGGUGUCCAAGAAGAGGUUCCAGGAUGUGUUACCGGCCGCUCUCCUAUUCUUGCGCUGGGCCAUGCGGGUGUACGGAUCCUGUGCUGUUGAACUGGUACCAGCUUAUCUACUGCUCGCACAGGCUAAUAUAGGUUUAGGUUCUCUCUCCCAGGCACAUGAGUAUCUGUCUAAGGCUGAGUGGACAGUAAUGAAAACACCAGGGUGCAGUCACACUGUCCUUCAUCAGCUACACAGAACCCUGGGUCGCCUGCACGCUGCCAUGGGAAAAUACACAUCUGCUCUCACUCACUUUGCCAAUGACGUGUAUUAUGCCAGUGAAAUGUUUGGUUUGGGCAGUACUGUGACAUCUGGAGGAUAUUUUCUUAUGGCUGAUGUGUUUCUGAAGCAAAACAAGCCUGACAUUGCCCAUUCGCUCUACACAGAGGUGGCAAAUUCAUGGCACACUCACCUGUGUAAGCUGAUGGAUGGUAUCGGGCAGAGCGGCACUCAACCAGAGAAGUGUUUUGAUGAGGCCCAGUGUGUGGAGGCUGAUCAGAUGUUGAGAUGUAUCUUGGAGUUUGAGGAACAGUGUGUGAAGCCUCGCCCUGACCAGUCAGCCAUGUUGGCACAUUCUCUGGCUAUGCUGUGGUUACUAUGCAACAACUACACCAAGGCAUUGGAGUUUGGGAAGAAGGCUGAGGUGUUGAUCCAGGGGUUAAGUGAGCAAAACAGACUGAGAGAGUCAAUCCAUAAUCUACUACAACAUGCUGAAAAACAGUUGGAAUGAGACUGGCCACUAAACUACACACCGCAAACAAAUCAAAAUGGACCACAAUAUACAGCACAACAACAGUCAAAUUGUCUUCACACUGUACAGUGUUCAUAUUCAUUCAUUAAAUCCAUCGAUAUUGGGAGAUAUUGAUGUAUAAUUAAGGUGCAGUCUCAUUAGCGAAAUUUCGUGGGCAAAAAAAGGUUCAUUGUCUAGGUCAAUACUGAUGUAUGAAGCACGGCUCGCACUUUAAAUUUUAUUUUUUUUUUACUUUUAAACCAAGCAGCUUUCUGUUGGUUAACGCAGUGAAUUUGUGAACUCGAACCGGUCACGAAAUCUGUGAGAGGAAAUAUUUCACCCUCAUGUAAAAUUCCCAAGCGCAUGGAUUCCUAUUGAAAUGACUGGAUUUUACCCAUGAAUUCACUAAACAACAGUAUGUGUGACCCCACCUUUAGUGAGGCAGGCUACAGCAAAAAUCUUGCAAAAGAUCAGUGGAAAAGGCCCGUCAACUGUGAUGCGAGAUAAAUAGACAAGCUGACACGGUUUCAUGUUCUGGACAUUUUUAAAAUGUCUUUAUUGGUAUUAUUGGUAUUAUUACGUAAUGACACAUAACAUCAAUGUUGGCGUUCUAUCACUAGUAAUUUCUUGUUUUAAAUUAUACAACAUUGCUUGGUUUUUGGCAUUUAGGUUCCCACUAAAAAAAAAAAAAAAAA
Messenger RNA from Sinocyclocheilus grahami, 2627 nucleotides. Its product is annotated as zinc finger MYND domain-containing protein 12-like. The coding region runs from base 871 to 1932 and encodes 353 amino acids. Gene Ontology annotation, molecular function: protein binding. The record is from RefSeq and is a predicted model, not a curated record. NCBI's taxonomy places the organism in Eukaryota, Metazoa, Chordata, Actinopteri, Cypriniformes, Cyprinidae. The transcript is spliced from 8 exons.